GAUCUGAAAUUUUGCACACGUUCUUUUCUCACCAAAAAGCUGCUCAUUUGUCGGAACCGCCGAUAUCGAAUAACUAUAGCACAUAGCUGUCAUGCACACUGAACGAUCGCAAUUAAGUGCUUGUAUGUCAAAAUUUUUAAUGUAACGAGUUAUCUUCAAGAAAUUUGGCAAAUAUUAUUAUCCAAUAUAUCGCUACAAUCUUCGAACAAGUUGUUCAGAACGAAGACCACAGCUUAUAGCUGCUUUCCAAACUGACCAAUCAAAAUCAGAAUAAAGAUAUUUAUGCUUUAAAUUUUUGUGCUAUAAAAAAUGCAACUGUGAAUAUUAUUAUAGCUGGAGUGUAGUCAGAGUUAACGUUUUAAUUGAUCCCUUGGUAUACAUUGUAUCAAAAGUCUAUUUUCUAUAUAAAAAUAUCCGAUAUUUCACCAAUAUAAGCUGGUGAUUUUAUAGCAUCUGAACACACAUAAACAUAUACAUAUUUUGUACUGUAAUUACCAUUGAAAACAAGUCUGUGUCAGCAACAAAGGGCAUGAAUGCUUAUCACAUGCCGCGACAAGCUGCUCAACGAAGUAGCAAUAAAAAUAUGCGCACUUUUAUUAGCGCAACUUGUGAAAUGCCGUUAAACCGAUUGUCAUUAAUUACAUACGACGAUCACUUUCAAUCAAAACGCUCAAAAAGCUUUGCGGAAGACAUAAAACUCACUCACUUGAGGAAUAAGAGCACUCGAAUGAGUGAGCGCGAAGUAGAGAUACAAAAUGCGCUGAGAAAAGCAAAAUCAAAAGUAGAAGCGAAAGCGAAAGCAAACGCAAAACAAAGGAGAGAAGAAAAUGCAGAAGCAAAACAAAUACAAAAGUAAAAAACUCAAAUGUAAAUGUACCUGAAAAAGAAAUCAACACCAGCCAUGCGCUUCCGCAUGCAGCGUGCGACAAUAUAGCGACAACAGCAACAGCGUCAAUAAUUUAGCGUAGCGAAUAGCGCGCAAAAAUAGAUAUCACGUAUACGUGCCGCUGUACUCAAGCGUGCACAUGAGAAGCGACUCACGAUUCAACGAGUAUAAACAUACAUAUAGAGGAGAUAUGUAUUGCAGGAUCGACUUGGAAGAAGCCGCAACAACUUGCUUACUGGCGAAUCAUACUCACAUAAGCACACAGUCAUCAGCAAUCACACUCAAGCUCACUCUCAAAUAUACAUAUCUGUCAUCCGACCGCUUCUAAGCGUCGAGCGUGUGGAAGUAUGAAGGAUGUGACUGACGAAUAUGCAAAAAAGCGUCUUGUCUUUGGCUACAAGCUGGCUACUACCGAACAGCUCAUGCGCUUGACUGAAACUGGUUGCGCGCCACGCUACAGCACUCCGGCGUGGCGUCAAAGCUCAAGCGAGCCACGAGUGGAUGUAUGUUUUGUAGUGGAGCGAGUAAAACGCGUGAAAGAAGAAAUGCAAAGCAGACAACUUGACUAACUAGCCAUGUUAGCUACUGCCUGAAUGGCUGACUGAUUUGCGAGCGAAAAGCCAAGCAAGCAGGAAAGCGCAAAGCCAAAAACCCAAACAGUCAACAGGCAGCACAGCAACAAAGCCAACGAAAGCGAAACAAGCUGGAAAGCAAGCGCUGCUGAGCAAACAAACGGUAGCGCGCUCUGCGCCAAAAGACCAGCAAACAACUCAACGAGCAACCCAUCAACAAGACCAGCAACAGCAUUACCAUUACCUUUACCAACGCCGCCGUUGUCUUUGUCGACGCCUGCGCUGUGUUUGGCUUUGUUUGCACGCCGCGAUUUCGGUGGGUUUGCGGCGCGCAAACGUGCGCUCACUCUUCAUUCGUAUUCCGGCGGCACCGGUUCCAGCUCCAUAUUGCGGAAGAUCGAACGGCAGCAGCAGCGAUAGCGUAUACGUUAACGCGAUAUCGAACCCGAACUUAUAGCCCGCAGCGCGGUAAUACGGUAAUACUUAGUGUGUAGCCCGUAAGUGGCAGAAAGUUUGGUGACAGUGCCGGAAAUUCGCUGUAAAACAUCUUCACUUCAGUUUUCCCCAACAACUUUUUGUGUCGAUAAUGGUUGACAGUUAUGUCUCGGCGAUUUUUGAUUUCAUAAUUUCGUUAAAGUCUUUAUCUAAACAAUGAUCCUUAAGUGCGCGCUUAUCAAUUGAGAUCGAGUAACGAAAAUUAAGCGUCAACUCAAUUGUAGUGAUUCACAAUGAAAGUACGGUUAUUAGCGCUAAUCUCCAAGAUAUGCGUCGGUUAAAGUGUCUUGUUAGAUAUAGCAAGUGAAGUGGAAGUCAGAAGUUGACAUGAGUGUUAAGUGUGUUGGGCUAUGGUAAAAAACUAAAGCUCUGUGUAUCUUAGUACAAAACAAUCGCUCAGUACCACCGCUAAUUCAAUUGACGAAUUCAACAAAACAAAGCAAGAUAAACAACUGUGUGUACUUUAAAAAUAAUAUAGAAAUAUCUGGCGAUUGAACCCAGCGCAAAAAUCGGCACCCACAUUAACAACAACAACAACAAUAGAAUUGACGAAAACAUAACGCCAACAAGACAAUCAGCCUUGUCACGAAUGCAACACAGUCAGAAUAGUUUCAAAUAGACAACAAAGAAAAGUAAACUAAACCACAAUCAGAACUCAUAAAUAUGCGAAAAACUACAAAAAGAAACAAAUUGAGCUUGGCUAAGUGAGGCAAAUUGUGUUGAUAAGUGAAGCUAAAACGCGGGGCGCGAUCACCCAACACCGCACCGCCUGACACCAUAACGAAUUGGGUGAAAACAAACAGAAAAACGAAUAACUAAAUGUUCUUUCGCCUAACUGUGUGCUGUUAGUGAAACACUUUCAAGGUCAAACUUUUUUAAACACCAGGCGAUCAACUAAUUGAAAUGUACGCGGCGAAACACUUGUCCUAGACCAAGGUAGGGACGCCAGCAAAUGCCAAGAGCAAAUUGAAGGAGGAAAGCGGAAAACAAGAAGGGUUGAGAUAAAUUAUUUUAAACAAGUGAAAUACAAUUGUGUAUGCCAAUAGUUGGAGAGGAAGGGGCUUGCAAGAACACAACAAGAAAAUACAAAUUCAAAAUAAAGAAAACAAAGUACAGUAAAAUAAAAGCAAAUGGUUUUAAAUUUAAGUUAGUCAUGGCAAGUUGCAGUCCAAGCUCAUUUGUAUGCUAAAGCACGAUUGUUACGAGAAAAAAAUAUAACAAAAUUAGAAAAAAAAAUUGGAAGAAAAAAAUACGCUGGGCAUUGCUUGGUUUAAAUAAAUGCAGACAGAAGAAAAAAAUAAAUUGAAAAAAGCUGAAUAAAUGCAUGUUCGUGAUGUGAGUGAACAAUCGGCAUAUAAUAAGUUGAGAAUAUUUGAUAAAAUAAAAAAAUAAUUUGUAUGCAAAAAAAAAAAUUAAAAAUAAACAGAAUAAAUUUAAAUGAGUUAAAAGAAGUUUAAGCGGCACAUUAACUAAAUGGCAUGCAAAUAAAGCGCAACAACAAAAAAAGGAAAUAAAUUAAUGCAAAUUUUUAAAAAUUAAAAUAAAAUAUGUGUCUGCAUAAGAAAAGCUGAUAUUUUAACUGAAACCGAAUAUAAAAAAUAAUAGAAAGACAAGCGCUCAGGUGCAAUUUUCGAAGAUUCUUAUUAGCAAAAAAUAAAAUCAAUACAUAAAGAAAAACACAUAAAAAAAUUAAAUAAAUAAUAAGACAGCCAAAACUUAGCAGCACGACGUGCCAAAAACAACAAUCGCUAGCCAAAACAAGUGUUCGCGUGGCGCAGAUGCUUGUUGUUAUUGUUAUGCAGACUAGAAUUAACAAGUACGAAGCGGUAAGGCAGACAGACAAACGCAAGCUAAGCAGUCAGCCGGUAAAUAAAGCAAAAAUUGAAAAAUAAAAUGAAAACAAAUUUGAUAAAAAAGACAAUAACUAAAAAUAAGAACAACAAUAAAGUGAAGCCGGCAGCAAGCGCGAGCAUAUAUAAUUUUUAACAAAAAAAAAUAAUUGAAGAAAGCAACAAAAAACGCAGAAUAAAGCAGCAACGUGAACAAAAAAAAAUCAAAAACAACAACAAAAAAUAAGAUAGAAAAAAACAAUAGCAAAAAUAAGCAAAAACAAAAUAACUAAGCGCGCACCGCAUUUUCAACUGCACAUAAGAGAACUUUACCACGUGCGCACGUGCUCGCUGUCUCACGUUUUUCGCGCGCGCCGCUUCGCACAUGAAUGAAUGAAUUUGCGUACUUCGAGUUCUUAGAAUGGAUUAUCUAACGCAAGCGCUACAAAUUGGCAAUGCGCAUGCGCAUCAAACACACAAUGCGCUACAGAGUGCACAGCAACAGCAACAACAGCAGCAACAACAGCAGCAGCACCAACAGCAACAGCAACAACAUCAGGCACACUUGCAGCUGCUGCAGAAUGUGCAACAUGCACAGCAACAACAACAACAACAACAGCAGCAGCAGCAACAACAAUUGCUUGGCAAUCUGCAGUCGCCGAGUCAUACAACCGCACUGCCGCCGCUUAGCUCUUUGCCACUGCAAGUCGUACACAAUCUGCCACAUCUGCUAGCCGCGGGCGGCGGCAGCGUUGGCAACAGUGUUGUUGGUGGCGCCAAUAAUAAUGGUCUCUCUGCCGCCGCUGUCAGCAGCCUUGGCAGUAAUUUGGUCAGUACAAGUAAUCUUGUCAAUAGCAUAGCGGCUGUGACCGCCAAUCCAGCAAGCAAUGGCAAUGGCAACAACGGGAGCAGCAACAAUAACAAUAGCAACGCGAGCAGCGUGCAUACGAACGUUGUGAAUAGCCUGAGCAGCAAUGUACAUUUGCAUCUGCGCAAUACAAUGCAAAAUGUUGCCAACACACAGCUGCAACAGACAAUCAAUACGUUGGGCAACAAUUUGGUUGGCAGUUUGCCGCCGAGCAGUCAGCUGUUGCAUCAUCGCUUGCAGCAUUUAGCGAAUGUGAAUAAUGCCGCGGCGGCGGUGGUCGCUGUGGCGGCGAAUAACAUCAACAACAUGAACAAUAUCAGCAAUGGCAACGGCAUCGGCAAUGGCAAUGUGCUGGCAAAUGUUGGCAACACCGCAAAUUUGAUUGCUAUCAAUAACAGUGGUGGUGGUAGUGCUGGCAACAAUAGCAACAACAAUAAUAAUCCUGCGACACCGAACAACAAUUUAAGCUUGAAUGGGUUGGUGGGCAUUAUGGGCGGCGGCGGCGGCGGCCAGAACGGUCCGAGCAAUGGCAAUGGCGGCAGCGCAAACGACAGCAAUAACAAUAGCAACAACGGUGCUGGCUUAGCGCACAACAACGGCAAUGUGCCCAAUGGUGUUGGCAACAACAAUAAUAACACAACUGGCAAUAACAAUAAUAUCGACGAUAAUAACCGGUGGACGCAGUUUCAAGUGCAACAGCUGUGGAAGCAACAUGCCUCAUAUCUCAAUGGCAGGAAAUCUCCAUUUUUGGGUUUCAUUUGCAAAACAAACGGCAAAUCCUCAUCGAAUAGCAAAGAAGUUAUCUGCGGCGAUGACAAAUACAAAGAAGAGGGUGAUCUCUGGAAUGUGGAGGCACAAACCGCAUUCCUCGGACCGAAUUUGUGGGACAAAGCUCUGCCGUACGAUGCCGAUCUUAAGUAUGCAGAUUUGGAUGAAUUCUUGUCGGAGAACAAUAUACCUGAUGGCUUGCCCGGUACCCAUUUGGGACACUCAAGUGGUUUGGGGCAUCGAUCAGAUUCGCUGGGCCAUGCAGCUGGUCUGGGGCUGGGUCUCGGCCAUAUAACGACGAAGCGUGAACGUUCCCCAUCGCCAUCGGAUUGUAUAAGUCCGGAAACAUUGAAUCCACCAUCGCCGGCUGAGUCAAGUUUCUCCUUUGCAUCGUCGGGGCGGGAUUUCGAUCCGCGCACCAGAGCAUUCUCCGAUGAAGAGCUUAAACCGCAACCGAUGAUCAAGAAAUCACGCAAACAGUUUGUGCCCGACGAACUGAAGGACGAUAAAUAUUGGGCACGUCGCCGGAAGAACAACAUUGCCGCCAAGCGAUCACGUGACGCACGCCGCCAAAAGGAGAACCAAAUAGCGAUGCGUGCCAGAUAUCUGGAAAAAGAAAAUUCGACAUUACAUCAAGAAGUGGAACAGUUGAAACAGGAAAAUAUGGACUUGCGUGCGCGUCUCUCAAAAUUCCAAGAUGUGUAAUGUUAAGAAGUACCACCUCUCCCCAAAACAAAAACUUAUUUAAUAUAUAUAUACAUAAAUGUAAAUGUAUAUAUAAAUGUGUAUAUCACCUCCAAAAACCACAACCACCAAUCUAAAAUGCAACCAAGCAGGCAACAAUAUAUGUAUAAAAUAAGAAAAAUUAAAUAACCGUUAACCAUAAAGGCGGCAAAGAAACUGGAAAUGGUAAAAACAUGAACCGAUAUGCAGCACACACAGCGUAUAGCCUCAUGCUACACACAUACUUUCACACACAAACACACACACGCAAUUGCCUAUCUGUAUCAGCGGUACAUUAACAUAAAUAUAAAUAAUAUAUAUGUAUGUAUAUAUAAAUAGUAUACAAAAACAAAAACAUACAGCUUGUAAUUGAGGAGCAUAGAAAUGAUAACGGUACAUAGAAAUUAUGUUAAAGUGGUUUUUAAUUAAAUUUAGAGUUUGUGCGAAAAAUGAAAACACAAAGAAUAAGAAAAAUUCAACACUAAAAUAGAAAGAAUGUAACAGAAAGCAGGCAACAACAACUAACUCCCACAAACUGCAACAAAAGAUGUGUGCAAAGAACAAAGAAUAAAAGUAAAAAGCAAAAGAAGCAGAAAAAUCAGAAACAUUUACAAAAUUAAAUAUAAAAAUACAAAAUUCAGCUCCAACCAUAAUUUUAAAGAAGAAAGAAAGAAAAAAUAAGAGAAAAAACCGAAAUACAAAAGCCAAAAUCGUCUAAAGUCUGGCUAAAAUUAAACUAACUUAUUAUUGAAACAAAGCGAAGAGAAAAGCAAAUGUGAGGAGGCUAGUUGUGGAGGUCGCGCCAGAGUUACUUGCAUAAAAAACAGCAACAAAAACAACACUAAAUAGUAACGGCGAAACUUAAAAUCGGCAAGAAACAUGAUGAAACAUUAAACUUCUUAAAUGAAACACCAAAAAAAAAAAACAAGACCACAACAACUAUUACAACAAACACAAUGAAAAUAAACAUAUGUAUGUAUGUAUAUUAGAUAAGUAAUAAUUUAUAAACAAAAGCAGACGUAUACAUGCAAUCGGCGCAUGCAAUAAAACAACUACAAAGAUAUAUGCUACAUAGAUGUAUGUGCUGCAUAUUAACAACUACAACAACAAACAAACAUUAUUUUAAAAUUAUUAUUAAAAUUAAAGCAAAAGGAAAUCAAGAAAGUCAGACAAAAAACAAACUGCUUACAAAUAUUUAGACUAAAUUAAUAUAAAUAAUUAGAAAAUAGUUGCAUAAAGUUAUAAAUAUAAAUAAAAGUUUAUAAAUAAAUAAAACAAAAACAAAACAAUAAGAAGCACUAUGUGAAGUUUAGAAAUAAUUUUAAAAAUAAUGGUCAAAGUUAGAAAAAAAAUGCAUUGCUUAUAUACACAAAAUUACACAUACACAUAUAAACACCCAUACAUAUAUACAUACAUAGGCACACAAAGCCAGCUGAACAGAAAAUGUAGAUUCUUUUCUUACGCAACACGCUGCAAAUGUACAGACAGUUGCGAAAAGUCGCCAGCAAUGUGAACUAGAAAGGUGCGCAACAUGUUGCAGCAACAUAUCUGUUGUAUGGAGUGGAAAGUAAUUUUCUAAUAUUGUUGCGAAAAUAAGUUUAAAUAUAAGCCAAAAGCUUAGCAACAUACAUAUAUGCCAUUUGUAAUGUUGCAGCAACAUCAAUAUGACAAUAAACGUUGCCGCAACAUACGUUGUGAACACCAAAAUGCAGCGUAAAUAUCGUACGUGAUUUUCUUAUGUUGGGUGGAAAUUUCAUAAAGAUGUUCUUGCAACAUUUUUACUGUGCGUUGUAGCAAACUUUUAGUGGCGCGAAUAUGCAUGCAACUAUCAUAACGGCAAACAACAGGUAGUGGCAAGUAUUGCUACAACACGUUUUUCUGUAGAGAAAUUUAAUUUUCUAUUGUUCAUUGCUAUGUUUAUGUAACAUUGCUAAACAACAUAUGCUGCGAAUAAAAAUUUUGCGGCAACAUAUGCAGUCUUGCGUCCAAAUUAUCUUCAGACGUUUUUCUAUCGUUGUUCAUUGCUAAACUUUCUUAACAUGUUUCAGCAAAUCAUGCUUCCUUACUAAAAGUAUCCGUCUAAACUAGCUUCAGAGGCCCUGUUGGUAUUAUAUAUACCACAGGCCAGAACAAACAUUUUAAUAUAACAGUUCAGCAAAAGCUAAAAAUCUAGUAUUUUGCAAAUAACGGCCUUUACUUCUAUAAACACACCAAAUUGUCAAAAAUUCAUUUGUGAAUUAAAUCAAUAAACUCGUCAUGUAAACGAGCCCUUAUUCUUCGUUUACUACCGUGUCAAUAUGUUGUUGCUCACGAAUUGCGUUCGCUCUGACUUCGACAUUGUUGCUGGCAACAUUUCUGUGUCUCUAACAAACUGCAAUCCCUUCUGGAAAUACAUACAUUAGGGGACUCACUAUAAUUACCACUGCGAGGCAAGGAAAUUAAAAAGCGCAAUAAUACUGACUUAAAAGGCUUCAACAAAAAAUAAAAUUAAAAUAUAAAAAUAAAUUUAAAACUGAAAUUAAGUAAAGCAGCAAAAUUAUCAUUAGUGACUUAAAAGGUAGAAAUUAAAACGAAAAAAGCUGAAUGACAUAAAGCAACCUAAAACAAUACGGAAAUUGUGUACCUAAGUUUAUAAUUAAAAGUACACAAAUAAGAGAACAUUAACUUGCAUUGCUUAUAUUAAAAUAGCAAAAAAAAAAAUUUUAAUAAUGCAUAAAAUAUUGGCUAUCAGCAAACACAUGAGUUGUUUUAAAUAAUUUCGUUCAUUAAAUUUAUAAAUAUACAAACAUACUUGUCUAUGCUAAAUUCUGCUAGAUUUCAAAAUUGCAUAAAAUCUUUGUGGCAAGGUAUCGAAAUCGCAGACAAGCAACCUUUUGAAAUAAAAUCAUUACCAGUACAGUGCUGUGAGAUGUCAAAAUAUAUAAUAGAUUUAAUAAUUCUCUGACUACAUUUAUAGACUUCAAACAUUUAAAAAAAUAUGAACAUGUGAAACAGUGAACUGAAAGUUCAAAAAAAAAAGAGAAAUACUAACAAAAUGUGAAAAUUUUAUUCAAAACUUGAAAAUCAGAAAUUCUCCUCCUAAAUGUGUACAAAAAAGUUGAAAAACAACUUUCCGAAGUUCGUUAACAAAAAAGUUACAUUUGGCUUUUACAUCUGUCACUCGAUUUAAACUAAUUUAGACUGACUCUUCACAGCCUUGACUUGUAUUAAGCUGAAAGUUGCGCAAAAACAAAAAUACAUAAAUCAUAUCAAAUUGUAGCGACUAAUGAGAGAUCUACCCAGAUUUUGCUAUAGUGUUCAUUAGUACCGUGUCCAGUUUCAGAAUUUGUUGUCACGAAAGUUGCUUGUGUGCAUUAUGCAGUUCUAAAUAUAACUAAUUAGACACUCAGAAAAUGAAUUCCACCGUCAAACGGUGAAAAAUUUACAAACUUUUCAAUAAAAAUGCUAGCUUGUGUUUGAAAUAUUUUUUUCAAUGAAAUAUAUAUAUAUUUUUUAAAUUAAAAUCGCUUUUCCUCCCUCCACCUUAUCAAUUAGUGCUUCCGUUAAAAGUUUUAUUGCCAAUUAUCCCUUUACAAUUAUCGUAUAGUUAAAGUUGACUUAUAGUGUGUAGUAACCGUUAUGUUAAAAUAUUACAUAUGAAAUGUGUGUAAUAUGUUGAAAUUAGAUUGAAAUGUAUUUUUUGUGAGUGUAUGAACAUAAAAGCAUAUAAAUAAAUUUUAAUUGUUUUUUAUAAAGUUAUAUAUUUAUAUGCGGUAGUAAAACUCUUCUUUAGUAGACAUUUUUUUUAUGUUUGUUACAACUGGUUAACAAUUGUUUAUAAUAAAUAAUUUAGUAGUUUGACACAUAACUUGUUAAUACUAAACUCAAGAAUACAAUAGUUUAUAAUUAUAAUGAGUUGAUUGCAGAUGCUGUAAAAUACAAUAAAUGAAUAUAUAGGGUGUUUAGUAGUUCAUCUUUCCUUAAAGCAACAAUAAAGCAUAAUUCACAGUUUGUACCUUAGAAGCGCCUUUAAAAAAUAAUAAUGCAAAAUGCAGAUAAUAUUUGUACACUUUUUUUCUAUAAAAUCAAUGCGGACUAUUUUAAGUUCUUAUUUUUAGAAUACAACUUAAAGUUAGCAAGUUGAGCUUUUUGAUAUUUGUUUUUUAAAUUUAUAAAAAUUAUAAAUAAAAACAUUUGGUAGAAAUGAUUUAUGCAAUAAAAGUUUUACAUAUAUAUUUUAAUAAAAUUGGGCAACUCGGUAAAUUUUAAAAAAAAAAAAUUUCAGAUUUAAAUUAUUUUCUACAAAAUUUAUAAUAUUUUCAAUAUUGUGAUAUUAUACCACAGGGUGUGUUUUUGGUUGAGCCCUAUCCAAAGCUUUUCGAAUAAAAAAACUUACGACGACAUUCAGUCAAGUUUACACAAUUUUUUGGUACAUUUUACGAUUUUUUUUAGAAAUUUUUAAAUUUUUUUCCUGUUACAAAAAUUGUUGUUUUUUUAAUUUCAAAAAAGUCUACAAAAUGUUUUCAGCGCUGUUAAGCACAUUUUUCAGACAUUUAACAAUUUACCGAUUUUAUUCCAAAGAAAAUAAUGUUCAAGUAAUGUCAAUUAAAAAUAUAAUACACACCCUGUAUAUACACAAUUCGCACUAUGUAUUUAGCUGAUACUAACAGUUAAAUAUUAAUUUUUAUAAAUCACAAUUUUACGGCUUCAAAAUUGUAAUUUUUAUGUUGAAAUGGAAAUAAUUAAAAAAAAUAAUUAAAAUAAUUUAUAAUCAAUAAAAUUAAAAAAAAGUGAUAAAAAUUAAUGCAUAAAAAAUAAAAAUUAUUAAACUAAAAUAACUAAUAUAAAAUUAAAUGAAUAUUAUAGAAUUACUCUAUAUAAAAAAAUGUAAAUGAAAUAGAUAAGUUUUAAAAACAACCAAAUAAACUAAAAAAAGAAAAAAGAAAAGAAAAUAAAAUAAACUAACUUAAAUUAAAAUGUAAUAAAAUAAAAUAAAAAAAUGAAGAAAAAUUGAAAACAAAAUAAAAUAAGAAAAAAUAAAUAAAAUUAAACUAACUUAAAAAACUUAAAUCAAAUAAGUAAAUAAAAUAAAAUUAAAAAUUAAAUAAUUAAUAAAAAUUAAAUUAAAUUAAAGAAUAAAAUAAAUCAAAUAAAAAACAGUAAGAUAAAAAAAUAAUAAUUAAAAAUUUAAAUUCAAGUAAUAUAAAAUAAAUAGAAUUAAAAUUAGAAAAAUUAAAUUAACUUAACUUAAAUUAAAAUUAUAAAUCAAAUGAGUAAAAUAUAAAUCAAUAAAAUAAAAAUUUAUAAAGAAAUAAUUUAUUAAAAAAAUUUUAUAAAAAUAAACAAAACUAAAUAAAUUCAAAUAAAAUUUAUUAAAAAAUUUAAGGCAAAAUAAUGUAUAAACUGGAAAAUCAAGUAAAAAUAUAAUAAUAGAUAAAUAAAACGCUCGUAAACUCAGAACAAAAAUUUAAAGUUUUUUAACAAACACAAAACAUAUAUUCAUAUAUAUUUCCAAAUUAUUUAAUUUCAUAAAAAACUAUUAUUGCGCGUUUUAAAUUUUAUAAUAUUUUUUUAGCUUUGUGAGAAAAAAUUUUAACAGACAUUCAAUCUGACUCAAAAUCUGUUGUAUAUAACAAUAACUUUCCAUAGACCUACAUUCAUACCUACAUACCUACAUAAAUAGUUCAGCGUCUGAACAUUUUCAAUUUCUCAACACAAAACUCUAAAAAAACACAACAACACACUUUUUCCCAGUUCAACUAACGUCGACUCUCAAAAAUACUUUAAAACUUACCUCUCAAAAUGUGGUAUAAAAUAAUUGUGCAUUAUGAUUACGUGAGUGACUUUGAUUUCAAAAUGCAAAUAUUUCAAAGCUGUUUUUUAGCUAACCAUUAGUAGUGUAGUUAAUUUUACUUUACAUAUUUUUUUGUAAUAAAAUACUGAUUUCAUUAUUUGUAAAUACGAUUUACAAAACAAAUUAAUGUUUAACAUAUUUUUUAAUAUUAUUAAAGCAAACAUUUGUUGGUGUAGUAAAUAUAUGAAUUUUAGUUGUAUAGUAUGCCUACCUACCUUACUAUUUUUACUACAUACAUACAUACAUACAUAUUAUUACAAUAAAUAUAAAUAAUUUUUAUUUUAGUCCCAUUUCACAGUAAAAAAAAAAAAAUAUAAAAAAAUACAACAAAAUUUUACGCUAAAUUUAAAUAUAUAUAAGUUUGUUUGCUUAAGUUUUAAAUGAAUUCGGAUAUUCUUGAUAAACUAAAAGUUAUUUUCCUUGUUUUAUUUUAUAUUUGUGCGCAUGCGAAACAAUAUUUUAAAUAUAACCAAAAAAAAACAUAAAACUUAUAAUGAGUAAUGCAGCAAAUUAAAACAUGUUAUACAUUUUUUUUUUAGUUUAUAAGUUAAUUACUGUAAAAAUAUUCGAUUAUUUAUUUUAUAGAAAAUUUGUAAAAUAGUGUUUUAUUAAUAUUAUUAUUUACAAAGGUUUGCAUUGUACUAAAAACAAAAAAUUACACAAAAAAAAAUAUAAUAAUUAUAUGUAUAUACAAACAGGUUAGAACAGUUAACGCUUUCUGUUGCCCACAAAAUGUAAGAAAAAGAUGAAAUACAUUUGAAAGAAAUAAAAGCACUUUUCAUUGAGUAAAAAAUACAUA
Molecule: messenger RNA, 12773 nt
Organism: Bactrocera oleae (olive fruit fly)
Lineage: Eukaryota; Metazoa; Arthropoda; Insecta; Diptera; Tephritidae
Gene: Pdp1
Product: PAR-domain protein 1
Biological process (GO): regulation of transcription by RNA polymerase II
Cellular component (GO): nucleus
Molecular function (GO): DNA-binding transcription factor activity, RNA polymerase II-specific; RNA polymerase II cis-regulatory region sequence-specific DNA binding
Source: RefSeq, a predicted model, not a curated record